AUGAUUGCGUCCCCACUCCAUGACAGAGGUGCCUUCUAUGGACCACGUGUAAAACGAGAUAAUUCUGGAGACUUAGCACGUUUACUGCGAAGCAAAAUUAUUGAACUGUCACGUGUAAAGAGAGGAAAUGAUCUCGAGCUUACACGUGUAAAGCGAGGCGAUGUUCCACAUUUGACACGUGUAAAGCGAGGAGAUGUUCCAGAGCUGACACGUGUAAAGCGAGGAGAUGUUCCAGAACUGACACGUGUAAAGCGUGGUGAUGUUCAAGAGAUGAUACGCGAAAAGCAAGGAGAUAAUCCGGAGAUGACACAACUAAAGCAGGGAGAUGUCCAGGGGCUAGAACGUGUAAAGCGUGGAGAUGUUCAAGAGCUGACACGUGUAAAGCGAGGAGAUGUUCCAAAGCUGGUACGUGUAAAGCGUGAAGAUAUUCCAGGCCUGACACGUGUAAAGCGAGGAGAUGUUCUAGAACUGCCACGUGUAAAGCGAGGAGAUGUUCCAGAACUGACACGCGUAAAGAGAGGAGAUGUUCUAGAGCUGACACGUGUAAAGCGAGAAGAUGUUCCAGAACUGUCACGUGUAAAGCGAGGAGAUGUUCCAGAACUGACACGUGUAAAGCGAGGCGAUCCUCCAGAACUGGUACGUUUAAAGCGUGGAGAUGUUCCAGUGCUGACACGUGUAAAGCGAGGCGAUCAUCCAGAAAUGGUUAGUUUAAAGCGUGGAGAUGUUCCAGAGCUGACACGUGUAAAGCGAGGCGAUCAUCCAGAAAUGGUUAGUUUAAAGCGUGGAGAUGUUCCAGAACUGUCACGUGUAAAGCGAGGCGAUCAUCCAGAAAUGGUUAGUUUAAAGCGUGGAGAUGUUCCAGAGCUGACACGUGUAAAGCGAGGCGAUCAUCCAGAAAUGGUUAGUUUAAAGCGUGGAGAUGUUCCAGAGCUGACACGUGUAAAGCGAGGCGAUCAUCCAGAAAUGGUUAGUUUAAAGCGUGGAGAUGUUCCAGAACUGUCACGUGUAAAGUGA
Molecule: messenger RNA, 1014 nt
Organism: Ruditapes philippinarum (Manila clam)
Lineage: Eukaryota; Metazoa; Mollusca; Bivalvia; Venerida; Veneridae
Exons: 2
Coding region: 1-1014 (337 amino acids)
Source: RefSeq, a predicted model, not a curated record